AUGGACGCGUACGACGAACCAAUGGACGCCGCUUCUAGUGGACACCGCACCAUUCCGGACUACAAGGAUAUCGACGAAGACCGACGACCCGAGUCACGUCCUCCUCGAGGUCGAUCUUACUCUCGCUCCCCCUCCACCACUCCCGUCCCUGGUCGACGUGACCGCAGCCCCGCUCGUCGCGCUGACAGCCGCAGUCGCAGUCGUAGUCGUAGCCGUUCGCCUCUGCCUCAUCGCCGCUCUCGAUCCCCCGCUGCCCGACGAUACGAUCGAGACGACCGUGACCGACGCGAUCGCAACCGUUCCCGCUCACCUCCUCCCCCUCGCUCCGAUCGUCGUCGUUCCCCACCGCCCAAACCUCGUGGUGCACCCGCCCAUGUCGACCCUACCACCGUCCUCGGAGUUUUUGGUCUCUCGAUCCGCACCGUCGAAGCAGACCUCAAGGACGAAUUCGAAGCCAUCGCCCCUGUGGACAAGGUCGUUGUCGUCUACGAUGCCCGUUCAGGUCGUUCGCGAGGCUUCGGUUUCGUCACCAUGCGUGAUGUCGACGGCGCCUCUGCUGCUAUUGAAGCCUUGAACGGCAAGGAUUUGCACGGUCGAAAGAUUCGAGUCGAUUUCUCGACUACCCACAAACCUCACGAUCCCACUCCUGGUAUUUACAAGGGUGAGAUUCGACCGGAUGAUCGAUACCGUGCUCCUGCUCGUGGAGGUGACCGAAGCAGUGGAGGUGGUAGGGAUGGAGGCUCGAGAUACACCGGUCGAGCAUACGAUAGGGCCGAUCGAGCAGGAACUAGCUCAUACCGAGGUGGAGAUUCCUACAGGAGAGGCUUUGCCGAUUCAAGGGAUGACUGGAGAAGAAGACCCUCCCCUCCGAGAAGGCCGAGGAGAUCACCCAGCCCUCCACCAAAGAGAAGCGGUGGAAGCAGGUACUCCCGAUCGCCAAGCCCAAGACGCGGUGGUGGGGAUAGGUACGACGCUGAUAGGGAGGAAAGAGUUCCUCCUCCCUCCAGGGCUAGGUUGGGAAGUCACCUCGACAGCCCCCCUCGAGAGGACAAUGUCGAGCCCAGUCGAUACUACUAA
This is a messenger RNA of Ustilago hordei, 1077 nucleotides long. RefSeq lists its product as uncharacterized. The transcript has a single exon. The record is from RefSeq and is a predicted model, not a curated record. Bases 1 to 1077 code for a protein of 358 amino acids. Gene Ontology annotation, molecular function: RNA binding. Lineage: Eukaryota; Fungi; Basidiomycota; Ustilaginomycetes; Ustilaginales; Ustilaginaceae.